Messenger RNA from Esox lucius (northern pike), 4017 nucleotides. RefSeq names its product phosphatidylinositol glycan anchor biosynthesis, class O (gene pigo). Bases 176 to 3454 code for a protein of 1092 amino acids. The transcript has 11 exons. The record is from RefSeq and is a predicted model, not a curated record. Gene Ontology annotation, cellular component: endoplasmic reticulum membrane. Gene Ontology annotation, molecular function: mannose-ethanolamine phosphotransferase activity. Lineage: Eukaryota; Metazoa; Chordata; Actinopteri; Esociformes; Esocidae. Gene Ontology annotation, biological process: GPI anchor biosynthetic process.
UAUUGCGAUUCUGCUGUGCUAGGCGCUGGCAAUUGAAUGAAUAGCUGAGUUCCAAUGAAGGUAGCAAAGGGGGAGUAUUAUCGCAGUGUGUAUACCUGAGGUACCUGUCUUGCUGUGUGUAUAGUCUUUAUCGACUGCCCCUGACUGAGGGAGGACAAAACGGAGAUUUACAAGGAUGAAGAAACUCCCCAUCCUAGCCCUGCUCCUGUGGCUGUGUGCCUUGUUCUACGUGGGCAUCUUCCUGUUUGUGGGCGGCUUUCUGCUGGUGAGGCUUGAGGUCAACCGGACCAGCACCUGUGGGGAUGUUUUGCUGCCAGGGGGCCAGCAGGUGGACUUCUGCCAAGCACAGCCACGCUUUCGCAGGGCUGUGGUUCUCAUCAUAGAUGCUCUGAAGAUUGACUUUGCCCGUUUUGACCGUGCAAACAAAGAGCCCCGCCCAUUCGAGAACAAGCUGCCCGUGCUAGAGGAAAUUACCUCAUCAAAGCCCUCCCAUGCACGCCUGUACCCGUUCCGUGCCGACCCCCCAACCACCACCAUGCAGAGAAUCAAGGGUUUCACCACUGGCUCCCUUCCAACCUUUAUUGAUGUGGGCAAUAACUUUGCCUCCAGCGCCAUCCUGGAGGACAACUUAGUUCACCAGCUGGGAGAAGUAGGCAAAAGAGUGGUUUUCAUGGGCGAUGACACCUGGGAAAAUCUCUUCCCCAAAAAGUUCCACCGCUCCAUGCCCUUCCCCUCGUUCAACGUCAAGGAUCUGCACACCGUGGACAAUGGGAUUCUGCAGCACCUCUACAACAUCAUGGUAGGUGACGACUGGGAUGUGCUGCUAGCUCACUUCCUGGGGGUGGAUCACUGUGGCCACAGGUUUGGUCCUGACCACCCAGCCAUGGCUGACAAGCUCACCCAGAUGGACGAGGUCAUCAGAUCUGUCCUCGAUCGGCUGCAGAACGACACCCUGUUAGUGGUGAUGGGGGACCACGGUAUGACGGAUACCGGUGACCACGGGGGAGAGAGCCAGAAGGAGACCGACGCUGCCAUCUUCCUCUACAGCCCCUCUCCCCUCUUCCCAGAACCCCCGUCCCAGAGUGAUCCUGAGGUGGUGCCCCAGACAGACCUGGUACCCACCCUGGCCCUGCUCCUGGGCGUCCCCAUCCCCUACAGCAGUGUGGGGCAGGUCCUGCUGCCUCUGUUCGCCCCAGACGCUGGGGCAGUAGGUGCAGCGGCAGGUCUCAGCCAGGCGGAGGCGCUGUGGAUCAAUGCCAAACAGGUCAACCGUUUCCUGGAGACAUAUUCCAGCAUGGCUAAAGACAUCCCCCCUGAGAGUCUGUCUCGGCUGCAGGCAGACUUCACCCGCCUCUCCAAUGAGUACCUCAGCACUGUCGAACAGGGCUUCUCUCCAGCCCCAGAGCUGGUGGCCUCCCUUCAGCGCUACCUGACCUCAGUCCGGGACACCUGCCGUGCCACCUGGGCCCGCUUCAAUCCGGUCAAGAUGGCUGCCGGCAUAGCUGUGUUGGCGUGUGCCUGCGUUCUGUGUUAUGUCCUCUCCGAGAUGUCCUCCGCGCUGGCGCGGGAGAGUCGUCUGCUGAGAGCCCCCCUGGUGGCGGCCGCGGUGGCGGGGGCGUGUGUGGCUGCGAGCCAGCUGUUGGCCCGGGGCAAUGUGGAUGGGCCUUGGGCUCUGACAGCGGCAGCCCUCUCCUCUGAGGCCCUCUUCCUCUGGAGAGCCUGGCGGGUCCGGAGGACCGUCGCGGCCGAUGGGGAGGAGCCUUCCCCGAGGCGCUGGUGGCUGACCUUGCCUCACUUCUUCCUGAACCCGCCCCUCCUGGUGCUCCUCCUGCGCUGCGCCUCCCUGCUGUCGGACAGCUAUGUGAUCGCAGAGGGCCGCGUGGUCGCCUUCCUGCUCCUCUCCCUGAGCCUCUACGUCCCCUUCCGCCUCAACUGGGACGGCCUCCUACUGCCGCCCGUCCACGACCCCCUGAAACCCGCCGGGCUGCUGCCCUCCCCUGGGCUGUCCCUCCCCGCCGUCAGGAGGGAGAGCGGCACCUUCCUGGCCUCUCUGGGGGUCCUGGCCGGCUGUGUCUACCUCUCCCUGUGGUUCCACGGCUGUCGUGAGGAGCAGGGCUCCUGCCAGCCCUCGCUGUUUCUCACCCCCCUGUCACGACUGCAGGACAGCCGGCUGAAGAACCUCCACUACGUCCUGUCUCUGGCCUCUCUGGGCGCCUGGACCUACGCGCUGCGGCGUUGGCUGCGCCACUACGGCAACCUGAACAGCCCCGGCUGCGCCGUGUUCGCCGCCCGCUGGGUCGUCCCCCUGCUGUCGGUCUGCCUGGGGCUCCACUGGGCCGUCUCGGCCACCCCGGAGGAUAGCUUCCGGAACCUGGCGGAGCUGAUCAGCGUGGGCCAGCGGGCCCUCCCCAUGGCCGCCUUCUCUCUGCUGGGCCUCGGGCUGGCCCUGCUCUGGCUGGACCCGCUCACCGUGUUCGUCAAGGCCAGGGCGGCGGUGCCCGUCCGGAGCCCCGUCUCGCACCCGCCGCCCCGCUACAGGGCCAGCACGGGCGUCAGUCCCCAGGCGGAGCUGCACCACCUCAUCCCGCAGCUGUACCAGCGCAUGCGGCGCUCCCUGGAGGACGGAGAACCGGCCAGUGUCCCCGAGGGCGACGGCAGGCCUGCGGUGGAGGCCUACGGCCUGGGUACGGUAUACUCUGCACCCCUGGUCCUGCUGUGUGGCCUGUUGGGGCUGGGCCUGUUGCUGCUGCAUCCAGAGGGCAUGUCCCUGUCCUUCCUGCUGAUCCUCUUGGAGAUGGGAGCCAUGCUGCAGAUUCACGCCUCUUCUGCCACCCUAAACGGCCUGCAGGGGGCGCCCUCUGGUGGCUUUACGGUGCCCUGGACCCCGGUGGUUCUGUGGUCUCUGGCUGCCACCCAGUUCUUCCACGCCACCGGCCACCUGCCCACGUUCCCCUCCAUUCAGUGGGCCGCAGCUUUCGUGGGCUUCCCCGGUGGGCACACGGGCACUGUGCUGCCCGCGUCGCUGGUCGUCCUCAACACUUUCUCGUCUAACAUCCUCUUCGCAGUGGCUUCUCCUUUGCUCCUCUUCUGGCCGCUGGUGUGUGAGGUGCGCGGGGUACGGGGAGGAGGAAGGGGCGGGGAGGAAGUGGAUGACAAUGCCAUCAUGGAGAUGCGAUUGAGGGAAAGUCCCCGGCAAUUCAGCUCUGCCCUUCUUCAGCUCUCCACACGCUACCUGUUCAUUACCGGAGCACAGGUGUUUGCAUCAGUCUGUGCGGCUGCUAUUCUCAGGAGACAUCUCAUGGUGUGGAAGGUUUUUGCACCCAAGUUGAUGUUCGAGGCCUCAGGGUUCCUGGUGAGCAGUGUGUCUGUGCUGGCCGGUGUGUCCCUGGUGUUGAGGGUGGACCUGGCAGUGGGGCGCUGGUUUCAGAGACUCCUCCCUGACACGUCCAGGUAGCAAUGCUCCUCCAGCUGCCCAGGACUCAAGUCUUUGGUACCCUACUCUGCACACCCCCCCUCCGGUUUCAGGGCGAGGUGAGAGUGGCAGGGGUGGGGAGAUGGACAGAGGGUCUCCAACGUUGUUCGGGGGACGUUGCCAGAUGAACGUAUCUGGCGUCAGUGUUUGGAGAGCGUUAUGUCUCAACGCGGCUCUCGUGCUCGGUUAGAGAAGAUGGACCACAAUGGAACUGGAUGUUUGGAAGUGUUCAUGUCCAUCGUCAAGAUGACAAACUCAUCAAAAAAGCAUCUGUCAUACCCGGCUAAAUCCUCCUUGGUUGUGUAUGGGAGAGAUUCAAGCCUUCAUUACAUUAGUCACCAGUAGAUUGCCUAUCUGAUGGGCAGUUAAUGAGGUUGUUGAUGGAUUGGAGACCCACAAUGUUCUCUGGCACAUGCUCAGUUAUGUGAGACAGGUUACAGGAAAUGGGUGGAUAGCGUUCAUAAGCAAUUAAUAAAUCCUUCUCUGCAAAGUGCAUUAUGUCUGUCAUCUCAAGUGUCUGCUGAAUAAAUGUUUUUUAUAACUUU